Messenger RNA from Silurus meridionalis, 1303 nucleotides. Its product is annotated as GTP-binding protein SAR1b-like. Lineage: Eukaryota; Metazoa; Chordata; Actinopteri; Siluriformes; Siluridae. Gene Ontology annotation, molecular function: GTP binding; GTPase activity. Gene Ontology annotation, biological process: vesicle organization; intracellular protein transport; membrane organization. The record is from RefSeq and is a predicted model, not a curated record. Bases 210 to 806 code for a protein of 198 amino acids. Gene Ontology annotation, cellular component: endoplasmic reticulum exit site; COPII vesicle coat. The transcript has 7 exons.
GUAUGGCUUCCGCAAACGCUAUUCGUCUCAGCGGUCCAGCUAGCGGCUUUUCCCUUUAGCUAAUCGCCAUUAUUUGUAUAUAUAUAAAACCACUUCAUCACACAAGGAUUAUCUGGCGCUGUGGUCGGCGUGGGGCGGAAAAGGACGAGGGUUAACAGAAGUGAUACGUGUAUUCCUGGAGUCUAGAGUUCACACAAGACAACUCAGCAAUGUCUUUUAUUUUUGAUUGGAUCUACAAAGGGUUCAGCGGAGUGCUACAGUUUCUCGGUCUGUAUAAGAAAUCCGGGAAGCUUGUGUUUCUGGGAUUGGACAAUGCUGGAAAAACGACUUUACUCCACAUGCUGAAAGAUGACCGACUGGGACAACAUGUGCCUACACUACAUCCUACCUCAGAAGAGCUGACGAUUGCCGGAAUGACUUUCACCACGUUCGAUCUUGGUGGUCAUUUACAAGCCAGGAGAGUGUGGAAGAACUACCUCCCAGCCGUGAAUGGGAUCGUCUUUCUCGUCGAUUGUGCCGAUUAUCCACGUCUCGUUGAGUCCAAGAUUGAGCUUGAUGCCUUGCUAUCAGAUGAGACCAUAUCGAACGUGCCGGUGUUGGUGUUGGGAAAUAAAAUCGAUCGACCGGAAGCAGUGAGUGAAGGCAAACUGCGGGAGCUCUUUGCUCUUAAUGGACAGACCACUGGGAAGGGAAUCGUGUCAUUGAAGGAGCUGAACGCACGACCAUUAGAAGUCUUCAUGUGCAGUGUACUAAAGAAACAGGGCUAUGGAGAUGGGUUCCGGUGGCUCUCGCAGUACAUCGAUUGAGUUGACGGAGGUUUCUGCUAAAAAGGACUCCUACCUCUGAGUGUUUAAAAAGAGAAAGAAAGAGAGAGAGACUGCGACUGUGAUAAAGGACUAAGAAAGAACAUGGUGUAUUAGCAUGAAAAAUAGUUUUUAAAAACUAACACACAACAUUCCUUUCAUCUACAACAUUCCACCCAAAUUUUGAUUUUAAGUUAUCUAAAGACAUUUACAGUAUUAAAGUAUUUAACACUGCAUUUUGGGCCUGAUAGCUAUUUGUCACAUACAAGCAGAUGUAGGUUGUACAUAAACAAAUAUGAUGGUAAUAUGACUAUUACACAGAGCCUGAUCUCUUUGAACUAUUAAAAUGUUGAAAUACAAAAUACAGAGUCUCAAGUACACCCAUUGGUUCUGUAUUUAAUAAUUAAUGUUAGUACAUAAACUUUUGUUUUAUUAAAACAUUAAUGUUCCUGCUUCAUAUGAUUUAAUCUUUGUGUGAAAUAGAAGCUUUAUCAUUUCCA